AUGGAAAAGGAUGAGGAGGAUGAAGAAUCUGAAGAAGCAGAGGAAGAGCUGCUGGUGCUUGAAUCUGAUGAGAAACUGAAUGAUGUGAACGAUAUGGAGGCAAUGCUGGUAGACGAACUCGUAUGUGACACGAGGGACCUACUUGAUGUCGAUGAAGUAAGGGAAGAUGAGUCAGCACUUGAGGAAGAAACCAUACUGGAUGACAAAAUGGAACUUGAAGAACUAACUCUACUUACGGAAGAACGUGCAGUAGAUACUGCUGAAGAAUUCGAAGAUGAUGAUUGCACGAAAAAUUGUGCGCGUAUCGUCGAUAUGCAUGACAGUAUUAAAAGUAAUAAGCGGAAACUAUUCUUGGUUGUGAAAGACAACAUACUAUGA
Messenger RNA from Saccharomyces cerevisiae S288C, 378 nucleotides. It is a transcript of the gene JIP3, whose product is annotated as Jip3p. The record is from RefSeq and is marked reviewed. The coding region runs from base 1 to 378 and encodes 125 amino acids. NCBI's taxonomy places the organism in Eukaryota, Fungi, Ascomycota, Saccharomycetes, Saccharomycetales, Saccharomycetaceae. The transcript has a single exon.